AAAGGAAUGUCAAAAUAUAUCAAAACAUUACAGAAAAACAAAUUUAAAGCUUUUUAUCGUAAAAUUCUUUAUUUAAAAAUUCAAAUCAAUAUAAAUUUCCUUCUAGAGAAUUUAACAAAAUGGGUGUAACGAUUUUGCAACCGUAUUUGGUGCCGGAAAACAAAACAGGCUCCCAAACAAUUGAAUUCCUCACGAAGAAUCUUACAGCAUUAGGGGCAGUACAGGCUGGGCACUUCCUUGUUGAUUGUGAGACCUACAUGAGUUCCAUUCAGCAAAUGCCACCGAAAACCGUUCAUGUUUUGCAUUCAUCCGAGCACCCAGCUUCGGUAUUCUCAAUCUUGGAUAAUGGAACAAAGCAAAUUCCCCUCGUUGCUGAUGGUCUGUUCGAUUUGCUAAUGCUCAAGAUGACCCCACAUUAUACAUCGAAGAAGCAAACGAAGACCGAAUCAAAGGGCCCCCGUUUCGAACUGGGAGACUUCCUGAUAAAGUUGGGAAGUGUUACGAUGAGUCAAUCCUUCAAGGGAAUCCUCGUUGAGGUGGAAUACCGUCCGUGUAUUCUUCCCGCCAGUUGUUGGGAGCUGAUUAGGGAAUUCCUUCAGGGCUUCCUUGGCUCAUGCGUACCCAACACCAUUCCCAGCUACUUCACCAAUCACAAUCGACUCAAUGAGAUCUACCAACCUCUCGAUACGAUCCAGCAGUACUUGGAGCAUUUCACAAACUACCGAAAGCAAACUGCUCCGGCUAUUGGGAUGAGGCAGUAGGGAGGGAGCAAGGCUGAGGAAGCAAGCCAACAACCACAAAAAUCGAUGAAUUCUUUAAUAAAAUAAUUAAAAAUUAAAUUCUUUUUCUUCA
This is a messenger RNA of Lutzomyia longipalpis, 852 nucleotides long. RefSeq names its product mediator of RNA polymerase II transcription subunit 20 (gene MED20). Gene Ontology annotation, biological process: regulation of transcription by RNA polymerase II. Gene Ontology annotation, molecular function: transcription coactivator activity. The record is from RefSeq and is a predicted model, not a curated record. The transcript has 3 exons. Lineage: Eukaryota; Metazoa; Arthropoda; Insecta; Diptera; Psychodidae. Bases 120 to 761 code for a protein of 213 amino acids. Gene Ontology annotation, cellular component: mediator complex.